This is a messenger RNA of Cuscuta campestris, 1819 nucleotides long. NCBI's taxonomy places the organism in Eukaryota, Viridiplantae, Streptophyta, Magnoliopsida, Solanales, Convolvulaceae. The record is from the annotation of a GenBank genome assembly.
AUAGACAAAUAAAAUACUCUAUACUAUUGAUACCCUUUCUUCUCCUAAGUUGGAUAUCGUGUUUUUGUUAUAAUAUACUCGUAUUAUUUACUCCGUAUAAGAAUUCAAUGUAGUGGUGACUCAACUCUACUCUACUAUCUACCAAAUCAAGUUUGGGAUCUCUGCAAUUUCAAUUCUUUCAGGAUCAAUGCUUCAUAGUGCAUAUAUAUACACAUCUCAAGAAUUGCCAAGUCUGUUCCACAAGUGGCUAAAUGUCAAACACUCUUGCAGCAAUCAUUGGAGGUGCUGCAGGGCUAUUGGGCAUUUUACUUGUUCUUCUUAUCAUAUGGCUAUGGUUUUGUCUUCACCGGAGCUUCUCAAGAACUUCCGAAGCCGGAUCUUCUGAUCCAUCUGGCCAAGAUGAUGGUGUUGGAAGAACAGUUGCUGCAGCAGAGCUAACCUCACGUAGUGCGAGAUGCUUCCAUCUGGAAGAGCUUUCGUCCGCAACAAAAGAUUUUAGUGAUAAGAAUUUGAUUGGGGAGGGGAAAUUCGGAGAGGUGUACAAAGGCUUGCUUCGCAAUGGAACGCUUGUAGCCAUUAAAAGACGGCCCGGUGUCCCUAGUCAAGAAUUCAUUGAUGAGGUCCGGUAUUUAUCGUCCAUUCAACAUCGCAAUCUAGUCACGCUAUUGGGUUACUGUCAGGAAAACAAGCAACAGAUGCUCGUGUACGAUUACGUUCCUAAUGGGAGUGUAUCCCUCCACCUGUAUGGUUCUGCUAAUGUUGCAAAGGAGAGGCUUGAAUUCAAGCAUAGGCUUUCAAUAGCUAUCGGGGCAGCUAAAGGUUUGGAGCAUCUCCACUCCCAGAGUCCUCGUUUGCUUCAUAAAGAUUUCAAGACCGCGAAUGUCCUUGUGGACGAGAACUUCAUUGCCAAGGUUGCAGAUGCGGGUGUUCGCAAUUUUCUUGGAAGAUUCGAUGCUGUGGGCCCAUCUUCUUCCAUCACGGCUGAUGAAAUCUUCCUUGCACCCGAGGUGAGAGAGUUCAGGCACUUCUCGGAGAAGAGUGACGUUUAUAGUUUCGGUGUGUUCCUUUUGGAGCUUGUAAGCGGUCGUGAAGCAGUUGAGUUAUUGUCUUCAAGCACAGACCAGAACAUAGUUGAAUGGGUGGAAAACCAUCAAGAAUCGGGGAACGUGUCGGCCAUAAUUGAUCAGAGACUGGGAAACAGCUUCACAAAGGAAGGGAUGGAAGAGUUUAUGGGGUUGAUGGUGCGCUGCGUGGAGGCAUCGAGCGAGAGGCGGCCGGGGAUGAGUUACGUGGUGGCGGAGUUGGACCGCAUACUGGAGAAGGAGAUGAGCUUGACAACAAUGAUGGGGGAAGGAACACCAGUUGUCACCCUUGGAAGCCAGCUUUUUAGAGCUUCAAAAUAAUUUUCUCACUAUUUGAAAAAAUAAUUUAAAAAAAAAAAGAUUCUCCUCCCCCCCUCCACAAGAAGAAACAUUCUAAUCCUACAUAUUUCUGGCCCAGCUGUGUGUGUGAUAAUUGUAUAAAAAGAACAAAAACAGCUGUUGUCUUAUUUAAUUGUUUCAUUGUUCCCUAUUAUUAUUUUUUUAUCUCAUAAAUGUGUUGAAUUCUUGUUCGCAGCAACUAAUAAUAUUCCCUUAGCUGUCCCCCUUUUGAAUUGUCCGCUUUUAAAUUUUCAUUUCUUCUAAAUUAGGUGUCCACUCUCCUCAUUAUUCAAUGCAAGUAUUAUGAUGAAUUGUAUAACGUUAACGUUUUGAAAAGCUUCUCUUGCCAGGUUGAGCCAAUUCAAAAUGUAUGCCGAUUUCGGAAACAAUCCUACUUC